This is a messenger RNA of Habropoda laboriosa, 3303 nucleotides long. RefSeq names its product RING finger protein 44-like (gene mura). Bases 366 to 2444 code for a protein of 692 amino acids. The record is from RefSeq and is a predicted model, not a curated record. The transcript is spliced from 9 exons. NCBI's taxonomy places the organism in Eukaryota, Metazoa, Arthropoda, Insecta, Hymenoptera, Apidae.
CUCUCUCUCUUCCUUGAUACACACAACCCGAGGCUGGAGUGUGGAGUGUGCUGCGCGGGGCGUGCACGUUCCGAACGAACGAGGGGCCAGAAAGACACGUGUGUGUACGACGAGGUCGGGCAAAAUCGCACGGCGAGGUUAACCUCCUCUGCCUCGCCGUUCGUGUCUCCCAUUUCGACCACGAAAACCGAGCCAGGAAAAAAAACGGCGGAAAGGAGGAAGUGAGAUAGCACGACCAACGGUGUGGUGGCCAGACCGUGUGAAAGAGAAAGAAAAAGUAAGAGCGGCGUGAAAACGAGAUAAAUAGAGAGAGAACGAGGGUGGAAUAAUAGGAUCGAACGGGACAGAACGAAAAGGGGGAGGGAAUGAACGGCCCUGGGAGUCAUCAGCAUCGCGGCUUGGGCAUGCAGGGACGUUACAGGGCCGUCGUAACUGGUGGCAGCCCAGCAGGGCCCCACUCACGCCCUCCAGCGCCACCUCACGCCCGCGGCGGAUGGCACCCUCAUAAUCAGCACCCUCAGCAUGCCCAGAUACCGCAGCAAUACACCGGCAACAAGGAAUACCCGUAUCGACAAUGUCCACCGCCACGCUUCCAUAACGGGGACUGUCCCGGCGUCGGUACGUCUUCCGGGCCGAACGGUAAGGAAGUCUCGUAUCACGGGAACGUAGGCGGGUCUAGCGUGGGGUACAAACCGCCUCCGCAACAUAGUCCGCAAUCGAGAGGUCCACCGGCGCAUUUUCCACAAGAAUCAGUGGGCCCGCCGGCCAAUUCUCCGCCGUUGCAUAUCAACAUUUGCGGCCAAGAGAGCAACAUGCGUGGUCCAUUAUUGAACAUGAGUCCAGGUCUCGGAGCUAGCAGCGUCGAUAUGGAAUACCGUAGGAGUUCCCAAGCCACAAACCAGCUACCUCUGAGUCCUGUACAAAUCCAACCAUCGCCGCCAUAUUACCGACAGCCUAGUCAAGAUGAUGGUAGAAAGAGCGAGUCGCCAUCUAGGAAGCGUCGUCGAAUAUCUCGCAACGGUGCCGUUUCCGGAAUAGAAGUUCGCGAAACGACGCCUCCGUCGCCCACGCCGCCAUUGCACACCACUCCACCGCCAUGGGAGUUCUCUGCUGCGCCACAGAGGCGAUCGCCCCGGAAUCACAUGUCGACUCGUGGCAGUCCAACUGUCAGGAAUCGUUAUCAACGAUACACCGACUCGUUUGGUCUAACGUAUCCCUUCAUGCCAAGUCAUGCCAAUCCCCAUCCAACUAUUCACAAUUCUCAUCAUGGAAUCCACGGUACCCAUCACAAUAUUCACAGCCCGCAUCAUAAUCUACACAACUCGCAUCACAAUAUGCAUAACGCGCAUCAAACGCAUCCCCAUCAUCCACCGGGCACGGGACACCACCCUGCGCAAGGGGCGAACGGUCCUGUGGUCGUGGAUGUCGGACAAGUCGGUGUUUCCGGUUUGGGGGUUGCAGUUAGCGGGGAACCACUCUGGCAUCCUCAGGCGACAGGUUACAGGAUCCCUUGCCAGCUGCAUGGAUUAUAUGCGCCUACCGGAACGCACGCGUUCGCGCACUCGUGUCAAGUCACCCAUCAUCAUACUCACUAUUCACCGGCUCAUCCGACCCACCCAGGCCACAGCCUGGUCGGUUCGAUAGUUGGCGCAGCAUCCAGGGGAUAUCCAACUCCAACCGGAGGUCCUGUGGCGGCUCUUCAUCAUGCUCACGCGCCUCCACCACCCGUCCAUACUACUCAUUACACUGCGCACCAUCAACUCUCACAACAGCGAGAAGUUGAGUUAGAGUUAAUAGAAUCUCACCAUCACCACAGAGCUGCAGCUGGUGGACCAUUACCAUUACCGCAUUCGUAUUCACCGCCAGCUCUUGCUCAAGUCACCACUUCUACUGCUACGCCUAUAUUCCUGUCAGACACGAGGAACAGUCAAUUGGAAAUGAUUCAAAGCAGAGCUCGGCGCACUGCGUCGAACGUUCACACGCUCAGACGAUCAAGGUCGAGUAGAUGGAGAGGCACGCCUUCAAUACCACCGACCACCUACCCAGGAUUCUUAUUACACUUCUUUGCAAUGCUCAGCAACCCACCAUUAUCCCCGUAUAGUCAGGCAGAGCUGUCUUCACCGGACUCAGCGACCGAGAAUUACGAGGCUCUGCUUUCCCUAGCGGAGAGACUGGGCGAGGCCAAGCCUCGAGGAUUAACCCGGGCUGAAGUGGAGCAGCUACCCUCCUACAAAUUCAACGCUGAGACGCACCAGGGCGACCAGACUAACUGCGUAGUGUGCAUGUGCGAUUUCGAGGCACUGCAAUCACUGCGCGUGCUGCCAUGCUCACACGAGUUUCACUCGAAGUGCAUCGAUAAGUGGCUCAAAUCAAACCGAACGUGUCCAAUAUGUCGCGGCGAUGCUGGAGAAUACUUUGGGAACAGCGGGACCGGUAGCGACUGACGCCAGGCCGCUCAAGUGCACUAGCGCCAUCUGUCACGGGUCUCAGAGACUCUACUCGGCACAGAGCUUCCAGCGAUCACGUUGCUGGUUUGUGCAAAUUUCUGUUGACAAGCAUUUCUCGCCUUUUCUCACGACCCACGAAACAGUGCCGUGCGCCGUGUCUCACGAUUGAUCGCGCCUCGGUUUCACGGAAAUACAUGUAAAAAAAAAAAAGAAAGAGAAGAGACUCCUCCUCUCCGAGUGUGACCAGCUUCAUCGUGUGGAGGAUUCAAAACGAGCGAACGGAAAGCAGGAAACAAACACGAGGGAAAAACCAAAUGAGAGUAAAAUUCAGGGUAUGAUGAUGUCAGGGUGUUUAAUGGUGUCGAGAAAAGGACCACUCACACACACGCAAUAAAGGUACACGAUUUUUGAAUUACAGCAUGCAACGUUUGUACAAGGCGAAUUCUGCGUUUUGUUCCAUUGUUGUUUUUUUUCUUUCUCGGGAAUAGAAAAGUCGGAGAGAGAAAGAGAAUAUGUGAGAGAGAGAGAGAGAGCAUGUAUAAAAUGUGGAUUGAGCAAAUUGACGCGCUAAAGGUUCAGACAAACUAAGAGAGCGAGAGAGAAAAAGAGAGAUAGAGAGAAAGGGUUCCGGAGAUAUAUUAAAAGCUACUACCAUGCAUUUCACGUCAGGAUCAAAGUCUGACUAUUGUGUACUCGUUCGUUUUGUUCCUUCAACGCGCUUCGAAUUUAACUAAAAUCGUGUUUAACGCUCGUUUGUUGUUUAUUUUCGUUUUUCCUUUUAGCGUUGCUACAUCGUCAAAAUGUCGGGUUGAUUCUGUAUAUAAUUUAUUUACGUAAAUACGCAAAAAGAAAUUAU